AUGGCUAUGCAGGGGACCAAUUUUUGUUGUUCUCGACUUCGAAUCCUGCAAUAAAAUACAAAUGGGAUUUGGUGACAAUAACGAAGCAGGGUUAAAUUUACAUUAAAUAAAUAAAGACAAGUUGUAGCUCCAAUCCACGCGGAGGUUUCACGUGAAAGGCAUUUGGUUAUCGAUUGGCCACAAACAUGGAACAUUCCAUUUGAUGACAUGGCCCCAAAAUAAUCCAAAUUAUUCUCUGUGAAAAUUCGUCGCAAUAAGCCUUUGAAAAACAUCGAUCGUCUUGGCAAAACUUCAAAUGUUGGACACUAGUUUUUAACCCCGCCAAAUCAAUUUGUUUUGUUCUUUAAAUUUUUCUUGAGUUUGCUUGGGAAGGGAGAUUUGAUUAAUUAUACAGAGACUUUCGAGCCUUGAAAUUGCUGAGAUUGAAAGAACUUGUUUAGUGAGAUGGAUGAAGUGAAGGGCAAGGUGAAGGGAUUGAUGAAGAAAAUAAACAACCCAUUUGCAGCAGGAUCUUCUUCGUCGAAAUUCAAAGGGCAGGGUCGAGUGUUGGGUUCGUCUUCUUCAGACGGUACAGCCCAAAAUAACGUACAAAGACAUUGGCAAUCGUCAACACCAUCGUCGGACAACAGGCCCAAAAAUCCUCCUCAAAACAAUAGAGCAGGUGCAAUGGAUGAAAUUCACGAACAAAGAAUUCCAGAGCCGGAUUCUCAUCUUAAGGGUAAACAAAUCACGGGUUCGAACCCCAAGCCGCAGGGUUUUGACCCUUAUGACAGUUGCAUUUCCUCUCGAGUUGCCCCCAAAUCGGGAUCUUCGUUGGACAUGUUUCAGUGCCCUAUCUGCAACGACUGGUUUAAGUCCGAGAAAGAAGUUUCAGACCAUGUUGAGAAUUGCUUAGAAACGAAGCAACACCUCGAAGAUGAUCGGGCAGGGCGCCCAACGGAUUCAAAAACAACUAACUUAAAAAAUCGGGUGGACGUUUUCAUGUCUGGGAAGCCCUCCGAUAAAACCCUAGAGGUGGUACUCAAGUUGCUUAGGAAUAUUGUGAGUGAUCCCAGCAAUGACAAAUUUCGAAGGAUCAGGAUGACUAACCCUAAAAUUCAGGAGACUGUUGGUUCAGCUGUUGGUGGCGUGGAACUAUUGGAAUGUGUUGGUUUUAAAUUCCAAGCUGAGGGAGAAGAUAUGUGGUGUAUUAUGGAAUUGCCAUCUACAGAUGAAAUAAGUAUUGUUACCGAUGCAAUUGGUCUCCUGGAGCCUCACCUGCCCUCGCCAGUUACGACAUCCAUGUUGGCUACCAGUCAGAACGGAGAUCAAGUCAAGCCAGGGAAAAUUGACAGACAGGUCCGUGUAUUUUUUGCUGCUCCAGAAAGCAUGGCUGCCAAAAUUGAACUUCCAGAUUCCUUCUUUCAGCUUACAGCUACAGAACUGAAAAGAGAAGCUGAUUCAAGAAAGAAAAAAAUUGAAGAUUCACAACUUUUGAUUCCAAAAUCUUUCAGGGAAAAGCAGAUAAAAACUGCACGAAAGAGAUAUAAAGCUACUGUUAUUCGAAUCCAGUUCCCAGAUGGAGUAAUACUACAAGGUGUUUUCCAUUCAUCAGAGCCAGCCAAUGUGUUAUAUCAGUUUGCAAGAUCAGCUUUAAAAGAUUCAAGUCUGGAUUUUGAGCUAUUGGGACCAGCUGUACCUAAGAGUUGUACAAUUCCUCGUGAUGCAAAAUCGGGCGAGAAAAUACUGACUCUUGAGGAUCAGGAUCUAGUUCCUGCCGCUCUUAUAAAAUUUAAACCAAUUGAAACAGAUUCUAUUGUUUUUACGGGUCUCUGCAAUGAUCUCCUUGCAGGGAGUGAGCCACUUACGCCAAAGGCAUUUCCAAGUGACGUUGAAUUCAAAAUGGGUUUAUAAGGGGCUGAGGUGGUAGUUUGGAUCAAUUUUAUGCAUUGCUUCUGUUGAAUGUAAUCUGUAAAUCUAUUUAAAAUUAUUUAAUUCUAUCUGAGGGAUACCCUUAAUGUAAUAAUGCAUUGAUUGUAAUGGAUAUAACUCUGUGAUGCUGGUUGAUCCCAGUGUUUUCUUGGUUUGCUAUGGAUUGGGCUACCCUCUUUUAUCUUUGGUAACAACUGUUCAUAGUUUAUUUACUCAAACAAGAUUUUUAAGGGCUGCAUCUUUGGGCCUGGAAAUAAUUAAGGUUGCCAGGAACGAGGAUGUUUUCCUAGUCUCAUUUGCUGGCGAUGGCAAGAGCCCUGCACCAUGAAUUGGACCUUUUUUGCUUGAGAAGCACAUCUGCAACUUUCCCCCUGGCAAAAUUCUAUCAGAUCAUCUGCAUCAAGAACUAACCAUAAUUGCUAUCUUUUGGUAAGGUCAAUAUGUUUGGCUGGUAAAAUCACAUUAAGCCGUAUUGUUUGUUUGACUAUUUGAUUCUAUCAAAUGGCAAAUGCAAUUUUUGAACUUGGCUGUUUGCCGAAUGGAAUCAUGCUAGUGACAUUGGAUGACUAUGGAAACUGUAUGCUUAUCUGUAACAAUUUGUGUCGAUGCAAUGGUAAUCUUAAAAGUUUUGAA
Messenger RNA from Cryptomeria japonica (Japanese cedar), 2544 nucleotides. Its product is annotated as plant UBX domain-containing protein 2. Bases 445 to 1893 code for a protein of 482 amino acids. Lineage: Eukaryota; Viridiplantae; Streptophyta; Pinopsida; Cupressales; Cupressaceae. The transcript has 3 exons. Gene Ontology annotation, biological process: defense response to fungus. Gene Ontology annotation, molecular function: protein binding. The record is from RefSeq and is a predicted model, not a curated record.